AUGGAUGAGGGAAGUGCUUCACGCAUCCCAGGGCUUAACCUGGCUGGCAACCCCCCUUCAGAAGAUGCGCCAGCUUUGGCGAGUGGCUCACCCCUGGCCCGUCGAUCAGACAGGAUCCGGGACCUCUUGGAAAUAAUUCUCUUGACUUUCCGCUUCGAAUUUGAGCGCCUCCCGCCUGAAGCCCAACAAUCAUACACUCGCUUUCAAGAAAACAAGAACUAUAAUGAGUUCGCAGCUACACUGAAGCGCUUGGUAUUGGGUAGACGUCUGGAUGACUUCAUGGGGGGAUCGGCUAAUUGCCUGAUUGCUGCCACAAAGUUAUUUGACAGUAGAUAUCCCCAUCUAGGCCUCAAAAAACUCCAGAGCGGUAGAAAGAGAGCUGGAUCGGGGGUCGGGUCACGCCGCCGGUCGCCAAAGUCACCACGCCAAGCACAGAAGAAAGCCUUGCGUGAGACUCGAAACGAGCAAGCCGGGGAAUCUUCACGGCGAACGUCUCGAGCAAACUUGGCUAGUACACUUACCUUGCCUGCGCGAAUUCGUACUAGAGCACGCCCCGAAGGCCGUUUGUUGCAUUGGACUCGAGUCGAAGCAAGUCCCUCUCAGGCUGGUCCAGAAACCGCCGGCCCUUCGAGUGAUAUUCCAUCUAUCCACAUUGACCCUGCUGAGCCCGCGGAUAACCUGGAAGGCCAGUCUGCCCCUACCAAGAAGCCUUUAAUUCCCGGUUUCGUGAUUAGUACUCGAACGGGCCCUGUAGACCAAGGCAGCAACAAACCAGCAGUUGAGCGGUCCGGACGUGAAAAGCUUCGCCAAGAACAGAAUAUAGCUUGGCUGAAAGACUAUGUUGAAGCGCUUGGUGGUCCAAAGUACGACUUUAAUCUCUACCCCUAUAAGGGAUGGAAGAUUGAGCCGCCAGAGAUCCUACUCCAUCGUGCGAGAAACUUCCUUGCCGAUGAAGAUAUCGAUCGGACUCUGAACUGGGGUCAAAAGAUUGCAGAGCUGACUGAGUACUUCUCAUACCUUCUUCACAAUUGGCAGGGUGAAGAUUGGGGUGCAGAACUCCAUGAAGUUAUUGACAUGCUUCGUACACACUGGAUUUUUGAGCAGUAUCACUAUGGCAAGCCCAGGCUGAAUCUCAAAUUUGAUAACGUGUGGCCAAAUUAUAGUAAGAGGCUGCCACCCAUUCCUGGCGUCGAGACCACUGUCGAGAGGCCUCGAAGUGAAAUGGGCGAGCGAAGGUUGCUCCUCAACAAGAUUCGACCAGCUAUUGAUGUUCACUACAAGUUGCCUGGUGAUGUUCUCGAAAAGUACAUCGAUCUUUAUGCAUUCGAGGCCCCCUACUUCUGGGGAUCUGCACCUCGUUCCCAAUCUUCCCUUCAUGAGCUGGUCAAGAUUGAGAACAACGCUUUUGAGAAGUGCGUCUUUUCGGGCAUGCCAACCACCGACAAACUGAUUAGAGCAUCUGAAGCCAAGUUCAAGUCGGAAUCUGACCGAAAAAGCUUCAGCCCAAGUGCUCUUCAGGCGUUUGCCACACUUCGUGGAAGUCAACGAGCAGCCCUCCAACAGACCUUGAACCAUCUGGACAAUUCUGAGAAUCUUGUAGUCUGCAACAUUUUCCGCACACUCAUUCUGCCGCCACCCAGAAUUCCAGAGAAGCCAGACGCAGGUAUCCUUUUUCCUACUAUGCAGGUAGCAGACGUUCCCGAAAAGGAGUCUCGCGAUCCUUUCAGCUACACUGUGGCGCAUAGAUGGUACCUCGAAGCAGAGCGAUUCUGGAAGAACUGGUCGUAUGAGCACGCCGUCAAAGAAUGCUAUGGUCACAAGCGGUGGGAGGAACGCGAAGAACCCAUCAUGGAUUUGCCCAAGAACUGGAUGGGUCCUUUUGUUUACGAUUUUUUGGAUCACGACAUGAAGAAGACUCUGGAGUUGCUGAGGAGAUGCGAAACCCUGCUAAGGCGGAUAUUCUUAGAAAACGAACGAGUACCGCGACCCUUCCUGGCCGACAUGACGCAACUGAUGCUUGAGGGGCUCUCGGGCAGGCCUUGGGAUGAAACGGGGCUGGACUUCAAAGGGGAAGACUUCGCCUCUGGCUCACAGGAUUUGGCUCAUAUCCGUCCCUUGGAGGAAGACUUUUUGCGAUUAUUGGGCAUGAAAUCCAUCCAUUCCAACACUGUCGACCCAAAGAUCAACCAUGAUGGCAUCAGUCCUCUCUCUGCCAUAUUCGAACAAAGAGUUAAGGACAUCAUGUAUCCGAGCGGCUCAGCUAAUGCCGGCUCUUACGACUUUGCUAAUUUCAUGGUGUCACUCAAUGAAGUAUGUGAUGGGCCAGUGAAGCGCUGGAGAUUCUCCAAUGAGGAGGCCUUGGAAGAACUGGAACUUCUUGACAAAAGGGGAGUGAUUAAAUUGAACGAGGACAACAGUGUAUCAUGUUCUGUACCCAACCUUCAUCCUGAGCAACGCGUUCGGUGGCUCGACACUGACGAUGACCUGGACGCAUACAUGCAAGCUGUACAAGCGACUAGGGGUGGUCAACCCGACAAUGACGAUGACGACAGCGAUGACAGCGACGACGAAGAUGAAAUUAUGACCAUCUCAACAGACGUCAGCGUCACAGAGACGGAGGAUCUUGGUAACUACAUGUUUGGUCUUCCCAAAAUUGAAAACCUCCGCAGUUGGGUAGGGCUUGGUACUGUGAGUGGCAGAGAGGCUAGCGAGAAAGAUAUGUCUAGAAACCACGGGUUCUUCCAACGCCUCUGCUUCCGACUUGGAAGGACGAUAAGGGAGCUUCAAGAGAGGAUGGAAAGGUACAGGAGGCAGCUUACACCCGAACAGCAAGGCCGUAACCGCGAUUUUCUCGACACAAUGGUGUCACAAUGGGAAUCAGAUACUAGAACACGACCAGAGUUGCCUCAGUAUAACCCCAACGUACCAUUGGACAAUUAUGCCAGGCCAGACUACGCGGAAAUCAUGUGUGUAUCUCAGCCCGCAGAUGAGUUUGGCGACAUUGGAUACCCCGAAAUCACUUACGGAUGUCAGAACCGGUCGUACAGGUUUACUGUUGAUGUUGUUCGAAAGGCAAUUCUUCGCGAGGCUUAUGAGAACAAGAGUAUGCUAUUCCCAAACCGCAUUGAUCGCAGUGUGGAUGAAAAGGGACUGAGGCUUCGAUCCCCUCGUCGACGUGAGCCAGUUUGGUCCUUUGCUCAUCCUGAUCGCAGAGGCAAAGCACCACGGUUUUGGGAUAUCAAUCGUUGGCCGCUUCAUCUGCAAAGCGAAUCGACAGCCGAGAGCAUCAGAUCCGGAGCAUUCUAUAGGCCUGCUCCUUCGCCUCUGGCACCGGAACCAACCAAGGCGCCACGGAUCCCAGUACGAGUUGCUACGAUUCCAGUAUCACCUAUUUCAUCCGUAUUGCCUACAGUUCAACGAAAAGUGCAUCGCGAAGUCCAGCCUGAAGCCACGACUAUGGCUCCUGACAUGACUGAAAGCAUGGACACAUCCGAAAGUCAAGUCCACCAUUUCCUUGGUCUUGGUGAGGAGUUCACUGUCACGUUCCAGGAUCUAGCGGAUUCUCGUCGAACUUUCACAACCGGGUCUUCUCAGUAUCUCCUUGGAGACACGCCUCUGCAGAAGAAGUAUAUCGAGGAUCUCAUCAAGAGUGGUAUAGAGACAGAAGAACCACGGACUUGGACUCAGCGCCUAAGUGCUCUAUUUGGUCGUAAGAACGUCCCAGUGGAUCCCAGUGCGCUGCCCAGGGUCAAUCCUCGUGAUAUUCCCCAAAGCAAGCCUCGAAGCGAGCCCGCUGAAGGGGAGGGUUCUUCUGUCGGAAGCACAGAUGUUGAAAUGGACGAAGCUGCGAUGCAACUUUGGGAAGAAACUCAGGCAGGCCCAUCCUCAGAACGGCGCUCGUCUCGUGCCCAAGCACCUUCACCAAUUGUCCCAACGUUCCUGACUGAGCCUGAUUCUUCCUCCGUCUCCCCUCCAGAACCUGGGACUACUCAGGCAGAAUCGAGCAGCGCUGGUACGUGGGGACAAGGCUUGUCCGGGGCUUUGCCUAAGCGGCUGAGACUCAGACAAGUGACAACUGAAAUACAGUCUCACCCGGUUGAGUUGGAGGUUAUCGAGCCAGAGUCCGAAUUGCCAGAGCAACAAGAGGACCAGGAGUCAGAUCAAGAUAGUUUGUUUGAUUUGUAG
Fusarium oxysporum Fo47 is the source of this 4185-nucleotide messenger RNA. RefSeq lists its product as uncharacterized. The record is from RefSeq and is a predicted model, not a curated record. The coding region runs from base 1 to 4185 and encodes 1394 amino acids. The transcript has 6 exons. NCBI's taxonomy places the organism in Eukaryota, Fungi, Ascomycota, Sordariomycetes, Hypocreales, Nectriaceae.